Molecule: messenger RNA, 360 nt
Organism: Wickerhamiella sorbophila
Lineage: Eukaryota; Fungi; Ascomycota; Dipodascomycetes; Dipodascales; Trichomonascaceae
Product: Protein FYV4, mitochondrial
Exons: 1
Coding region: 1-360 (119 amino acids)
Cellular component (GO): mitochondrion
Source: RefSeq, a predicted model, not a curated record
AUGUUCCGUGCAGUUUUGUGUCGUAGCUAUGCCACUGCUGCCGUGGCCCGGGCUGCCGUAAAACCCACCGCUGCGGUGCCCGACGUAGAGACGUUUUUGAAGAAAAUCGGCCGUAACAUGGAGCAGUACAAAGAGCACUUUGAGACCUGGGACGAUUUCGCAAGCGUGAGCUCGACAAAACUCAAGGAUCUGGGCGUCGAAACCAGAGACAGACGGUACCUUCUACAGUGGUUCGACCGCUUCUCCCGCGGGGUCGAGUUGGAGGAAAUCAAACGGGGCACAAAGAAAUGGGGCGGAGAGCGCAACCGACGAGCGCAGCGGGCGGCUCAUUUCGGUCGGCUGCGGGCCGAGUCGUCUUAG